This is a messenger RNA of Aspergillus steynii IBT 23096, 933 nucleotides long. RefSeq names its product SMP-30/gluconolactonase/LRE family protein. Lineage: Eukaryota; Fungi; Ascomycota; Eurotiomycetes; Eurotiales; Aspergillaceae. The transcript has 2 exons. Bases 1 to 933 code for a protein of 310 amino acids. The record is from RefSeq and is a predicted model, not a curated record.
AUGAAUUUCUACCCUGUCCCUCCCGUCAUUCAAACGGAAACCUAUAUCCGCAUCCCCGACUCGAUCCGAUGCACUGGCCAGCCCACCGAAUGGCGCGGCGGAUCCGCCACGCCGAUGGCCGACAUUUUCCUCGAGGGACCGACCUAUGUCUCGAACGGGGAUCUCUACCUGGUCGACGUACCAUAUGGAAGGAUCCUCAAGGUGAACCCCGACAAGGAGGUGACGGAAUGCGUACGCUGGGACGGCGAACCUAACGGACUCGUCGUGCGAGGAGAUGGAUGUCUCGUAGUAGCAGAUUACAAGCAGGGAAUUUUGCUGUUCGAUCCGUCCACGAAUGAGAUAUCGCCUCUUCUCACGCGCCGCAACCUCGAACGCUUCAAAGGACCCAAUGACCUGAUUGUCUCGUCCACGAACGACAUUUACUUCACCGACCAAGGUCAGACCGGUCUAACGGACCAGACUGGUUGCGUGUACCGGCUCUCGCCUACGGGUAAACUCGACUGUCUGGUCUCGAACGGUAUCUCACCCAAUGGCCUAGCCUUGUCCCCCGACGAGCGAUUCCUGUACGUGGCCAUGACCCGGUCCAAUGCGGUCUGGAGACUGCCGCUGCAUGAAGAUGGCACCACCACAAAAGCUGGGUUGUUCUUCCAGUCUUUUGGAAAUGCGGGACCAGAUGGACUGGCGGUGGAUGAGGAGGGGAAUGUUUUUAUCUGUCAUCCCAGUCUUGGGUCUGUGUUUGUUGUGGAUGCGGAUGGGGUUCCGAAAGCGCGGAUUGUAACUGCGCCGGAGGGAGGAAAGAACUUGACAAAUUGUACCUUUGGGGGUCCCGAUCAUAAGACACUCUUUAUUACAGACAGUAUCAAGGGAAACGUGCAGUUUGUCCGUUGGCACUGUGAAGGCGUUCCUCGAUCCCGUGCGACAAAGGCAAAUUGA